This is a messenger RNA of Mya arenaria, 5295 nucleotides long. Its product is annotated as multiple epidermal growth factor-like domains protein 10. The record is from RefSeq and is a predicted model, not a curated record. Gene Ontology annotation, molecular function: scavenger receptor activity. NCBI's taxonomy places the organism in Eukaryota, Metazoa, Mollusca, Bivalvia, Myida, Myidae. The coding region runs from base 105 to 1307 and encodes 400 amino acids. The transcript is spliced from 4 exons.
CACUGCAGUACGGUUAUGAAUAAAAAUUUUAUUUCAUUUCUGUUUGAAGUUGGAUCUAUAUUAUCAAUCGAUUAAGUUUAAUUGAAUAUUAAAUUAUUACCGCAAUGGUAAUUAUUUUGUUAUUAUUGUGUUUCAUAAAUCUUGUGGUUUGUGAAAGGUGUCCACAAGGAAAAUAUGGUGAAAACUGUGAACAUUUUUGCAGAUACCCUCAUUGUUUCUGCAACUCACAUUCCAACUGUUUGUCGUGUGAAACAGGGUAUUGGGACAUAAUAAGAAACUGCACGGUAUCAUGUAGGUCUCCAACAUGUACAUGUACCAACUAUACAAACUGUCUUUCUUGCAAAGACGGAUAUUAUAGAUUGGAGAGUAGAUGUAACAAUAUUUGUUCUUCUGGAUGUGAUGGCAAUAAAUGUAACAAUGACGGAUUGUGUUUUGCAUGUAGGCCUAAUUGGACUGGAAAAUUUUGCGACUCUUGUGUAUAUGGCAGGUAUGGAGUAUACUGCUCUCUGCAAUGCAGUAGAGGUUGUAAAGGGAAUAUUUGCAGUUCAACCGACGGAUCAUGUAGCUGCAGUAGAUAUUAUAGUGGUGAUCAAUGUGAAUAUUGUAUUGCAGGUCGAUACGGAUUUAACUGCGAAAAAACAUGUAGUCCUGGCUGCUUAAAACACACAUGUUCAUCUUCUGAUGGAAAGUGUGAGUGUAAAGACUAUUACAAAGGGGAUACAUGCGACGAAUGUGUAGAAGGGCGGAACGGUGACCAUUGUUUGAAUUUAGUUCAACCGACUCAACCUAGCAACACAGACAACAACCCAACUCGUGCACUUGCAGUUGGAGUUAUUUGUGCAGUAGGAGUGCUCGUAGCUGGUGUCGCCGUAGCGAUCGUGGCCAGACGAAAAAAAUCAACAUGGGAAGCACAAUGCAAAAGCGACGAGCAUGCGACAUCACCUCCUAGAGGAGAAGCAGCUCAACCUGGACUCUACGAAUCAUUAGAUACCACUCGCACGGAAACAAAUGACAGGAGGGAUACCUACACUAGAUUGUUCACUACACGACUUGCUGAAACGAUAGAAAAUGUUAACUCGGACAGUAAUACAAUGAAUCAUUUAAAUAUUGAAGGGGGGAAGGUAGCCCAAUCUGGACCAUAUGAAACAUUAAAUGCCACCCAUUUAAAGGAAAAUGAUAGAAACGAAUCAUACAAAAUGCUGUCCAUGACAGAACAUGCAAGAGCUUCAGGGAAUAGCAAUUUCAACGGUAUUCCACCGAUAAACCCGGAUUCUCACUCAUACGCGAACAUGAUGCUUAAGAAAUGACAGCAUUGGUCGGGAAAUGACGACACAGGUCAAUUAAUUACAAAGCAGAUCAAGUAGUGACGACACACGUCAAAAUAAUUGGUUUACUGUUCAAGGGGCUUCAAUGUCAAGUCAUAUGACUACACAACUUAGAAAAAAAACGUUCAAGUUGUACUCGUAUUUAGGCAUAGACAUGUGUGUAAACAAACAUUAAUUUUAAGUGUUUAACUUAAUGCAUUCAUGGAAAAUAUUAAUUACAGAUAACAAACUGGUAACGGUGUAUUUGAUAGCUGAAAACGAAUAAAUAUUAAGUGACUGGUGAGUCCUACAAAAUAUACAGGGAUCAAUUAUCGUCUAAUAAUGUAGAAAUACCGUGUUUUAUGCACCUUCCCUACAAAUUACACAUGCUAUUCUUCUUAAGAGCAUUUUUUCGAUAGUUAUCUAUCCUUUUCGGUAAAUAAAAACAAUUGUAUUAAUUGUGGUACAGCUUAUUUGGAAGUAAGAUUGCAUCUUUAAAUAUUCCACGACUGUAGUGAUAACAAUCACAAACUGUUACAGUUAAUACUAAAAUUCUUAGAAAUGAAAUACAAUAAAGGUAAUUCCAUGCCACAGACCCUACAUCAUUGUUUACCAAGAGGGACUUCGACUACAGCAUAAUUGUUUUUUUGUACGUUUGUACAUAUGUUUCACGAGUCAUCAUGUUAUAUUAAAUACUAAUACACUGUUUUUUUAGAUCAUUAGCAAGAUAUGAACCUCUUUCAAAAUACUGUUAAAAUAACGAAGACUUCAACCGAUUAGUAUUUAGGUUACAAAAUUCAGCCAGUUAUAACUUAUCACUAUUGUAAUUUGUGCCUUUUUAUGUUUUAGAAGGAUUUGUUUUUUUGUCAUACAAACAUUUACUACACUAAAGUUAAAACAUGUUUGUGCCGUCAUCCAGUGUUCCUUUUGUACUUUAUAUGGGUUAUUGUACUUCGUUCUGUACUUUUGUUUAGUUACCUGUCCAAUAUUUAAAGUGUUUUUUUCAUAUGAUGGACAGUCAUUGUUCUUUUAGUGGGCAGUCAAUAUAGUAGUAUGUUGUGAUUUACAUACUGUAGAAUCAAGACGUGUGUUGACAUCCUUGAUUUUCGUGUAUUGUGUAAAAAUAUGCACUUAUUCAAAGAAAAAUAACUUAAAAACCUUUUUUUAUUUAAGCUUUAUAAAUAAUUAUAAAAAUAUUUUUUUUAUUAUCUUCCGGUAUUUUAGGUUGUUACAACUCAAUGCUCAAUGAAGAUGUAACUGAGGUUUGCGCAGUCGUCAGCGGAAAACUGUGUAUUUGUUGUUUGUCCCUUAAAACGUAAAAAACAAAAACAAAUAACUUAAAAGUUUUCGUCGUAAGCAAAUAAUGCACAAUGAAAACACAUUUUGCACUUGUUAUAUUUCCGUAGAAGUUAAUGUCUAAAAGUAAUUAUUUUUACUAGUAACCAUUAUAAUUAUUUACAAUUUAUAUGUACAUGUAUAUAAGCGCAUUUGUUUUAUUUGCCGGAGAGAUUCACAUGAUUAGUAUUUUUUCAAUGAUUAUGACAGUGUCUCAAAUAAGUUGACAAAAGCGCUAUGAAAUUUAUGAUAUGAACCUCGUUGUUUACAUGUUUUAAGUGUUUCACCUUAAACUGCGUUCCUCGGAUUCUUCAUUUUCUGACAUAAUGUACAGUUUUUGGCCUUUCACCCAAACUUAGUCAAUAAUCAGGACUCGUUUUUUGUUUAUAAUUUAUAGAGCAAGAAUAAUGAGUACAAUGAGCUAUGACUUGCUCUUCUUGUAUGCUUAAUAUUCUGCUUGUCGAAAGGAAAGAAAAUGACUCUUAGUAGACAGAAUUGAUGGCAUACGCGUAUUUGGUUGAAAAUAGAAAAAUGAAAUAGAUCUCAAAUUAACCUUUACUUUGCUAACAGUUUUGUCGAGUAUUCCCUCUGACAAAUAUUGGAAUUUUUUUUUUUUGCAUAUUUUUAACAUUUAAACGACAUAAUCUUUGCUUAUUUUACUUAUUAUACUUCUUUCUUUGGAAUACUGGAAAGGGAACGUAAGGCAUGCCAUACAAUGCAUUUGCUGUGCUCCACUUCAUUUUCGAAUGAUAGAAAAUAUUGGAAGGACUAGACUCAGCUUCUACUGUUCAUCUUCACUAUUGAAUGAUAUUCUGCUAAAUACCAAUGCCCCUCUUUAUUUUUUAUCUGAGUUAAAACUGACCCACCACGAUCAGUUGGACUACUACUAGCCUAUUGACAAUGCAUUCCUCUUUCACAAAAGCUUGUCGUGCCGUCCAAAUACCCCUAUCCGCCAUGUCGUCAGUGUCAAACAUUGCUCUACAAUGAUCCGGAAGACUGUUACACACAUUUUACAAAAUGGUUCAACUGACCAUAUGGUUUUGCUAAUAUGAUAAGCCCCAUUAUUACUUGUUAUGGAACUUUAAAAUGGUCACUGUUUUAAUGUGUGAUACACAUAAGAUGCUUUAAAGGGUACGCAUGGUCACGACUUUUAAGAACAAUUAUUUCCAGAUGGCAGACCUAAACAACACGCACUAUCUAAAGUGUAAAUGUACAGAUAAUAAAGCUCAUGCUUGUUUAUUUUUUAACAUUACGGUUCUAUACAUAUUGUAGGAGGGAAAUAAGAUAAACUCAGAUCAUACGAAACAUUAAAUUCCGUCCGCUAGGAACGUGACAUUGGGAAUUAAACACAAUGUUGUGACAAUAGUGCAAUGGUUAUUUUGAAUGCUGUAGAAGACGAAGCAUCCCAAACCAUAUGGAACAUUAAAUAAAAGUGACAGGAGUCGUUACUUCAUAAUGCUGUUCACCAAAGGACACAAUGGAUCUACGAGCAUUGGCCAUUACGACAAUAAUUCUAAUGUUCGAAUUCUUACCCAUACCUUUACAUGACAACACAGGUGAAGAAAUGACAAGACAGAUAAGAAAAGUAUUUCACUGGUCAUGAAAUGACAACGCAGGUCAUGAACUGACAACAUACGUUCGAAUAUAAAAACGCAGGUCAUGGAAACAUAACUCAGGUCAAGAAAUGACAACACAUGUCCAUAAUUGAUACUACAUGCCAGGAAAUGAAAAAUAAAUACAGGAUAGCAAAUGAAAAUACAGAAAAGCAAAUGACAAAUUAGUCAACGAAAUGACAACACAGAUCAAUGAAUGAAAACACAGAUAACUAAAUGACAACGCAGGCCAGGAAAUACCGUUCAGGAAAAAAUGACAGCCAUUGCUCAAUAUUUGAAAAUACUUAUAAGGACAUAUGUUGAUCUUGGUAUAUCAGGAGGUUUAAAAAUGCUUUAAAAAUAAAUCGUCGUUGCGUAUCGAUACGUUACCUUUACUAUCGCAUAUUCCUCCCAAUAUAGUUUUGUAUUGUACAGUCAUCAAAUGUAUUGAUUAUUUCUUAUAUAUUAUGAGAGAUAUAUAUAAUUUAUUGACUGCCUGUCUUUUAGAAUAUUACGUUUUGUGGCAUUAUUAUGAUACUAUCAAGUAUAGUUCGGUAAAAAAUGUAAUGUGUUUACAGUCAAUCCAGUGUACAUUACAAUGUAUACAUUGAGCGUCUCGUUUUCAUUUAUUUCAAUAAUGAGUUAUAGUACUUACAUAUAUGCAUCAACGUUAUAUUAAAAUAAAAGGCACACAUGACAGGAACAUUUAAUCCGAAUAACCAUUAAUCAAUCAAUCAAUUGUGUGUGCACAAUUAGACGAUGUGUACCAUAUGUGUGUGAUUAAAUUAAAACUGCAUAGCUGAUUGAAAAAACAAAUGAGAAUUAGACGAAAACCCUCAAAGUAAUACAAUUUAGAUCAUUUACAAAAUAACGUAUUGGAAUUAUGAGAAUUGAAAAUUCUUGUAUAUCAUUAUGCAUCUGUUUAAUCUCAUUUGUAUCAUAUUGGAGAGAAAUUGCUUUGUUUUAAUGCAUGCAUUCACUACCACCCGUAUCUCACGCUGCUAGUACGAGAAUAAAUAAUAACAUUAUUUGUUUCCGUUUAUUGUGAAGAGUGGAUAUGAGAA